Molecule: messenger RNA, 2900 nt
Organism: Thrips palmi
Lineage: Eukaryota; Metazoa; Arthropoda; Insecta; Thysanoptera; Thripidae
Product: ATP-dependent DNA helicase DDX11
Exons: 17
Coding region: 101-2776 (891 amino acids)
Biological process (GO): establishment of sister chromatid cohesion; nucleobase-containing compound metabolic process
Cellular component (GO): nucleus
Molecular function (GO): ATP binding; DNA helicase activity; DNA binding
Source: RefSeq, a predicted model, not a curated record
CGGGUCGCGGCAAAACAAAAGCUAUUUCUGCUGGUUUGAUGGGUUAGCUACUUUUUCAUGCCCGAUUGUGCUCUGAACUAUUCAGCUUACUGUGCUGACAAUGGAGAAAAUUAACAAGUUGGAGGCACCAGCUUCUUUCCCAUUUCCAUUUACACCUUACCCCAUACAGCAUGAUUUCAUGUCAUCCUUGUAUGAAGUUUUAGAGGAAGGCAAACUCGGCAUUUUCGAAAGCCCCACUGGUACUGGCAAAUCGCUAAGCUUAAUUUGUGGGGCGUUGACUUGGCUGAGUGAUCAUGAGAAAAGUUUCCGUGAUCACUUAGAGUCUCUUUUAAAAAGCUCUGAUGAAGUUACUUCUAAGGGUGAUUCAAACAACAGCGAUCCCUUUGACUGGCUGAAUCAACAAGCAGAAGAAGUGGCUUCUCGACAAAAAAGAGCAGAGACUAAAUUGAAGUUGGAUUUGUUGGACAAAUACCAAACGAAGUUGUCGAAGAUGAAACAAGCGAGCAAACAAAGAAAAACUAAGGGAAUGCAAGAGAAACUGCCAACAGAUUUUCAGCGAUAUCCAGAUGACCCAAAGAGAGAUAAUGCUGUGAAAAUUGAGAAAGAUGAUGAAGAUGAGCUCUUGCUGGAAGAGUUUAAUGCCUCAGCAUGUGAGGAUAAUUCAGAUGAUGAGAUAUCUCAAGAAGAAAAGCCAGAAACUACUAAAAUAUUCUUUUGCAGUCGAACGCAUUCCCAGCUUGGCCAAUUCAUUGGCGAAGUUCAAAGGAGCUCAUUUGGAAAUGACAUCCGUGUUGUGCCCUUGGCCUCCAGGCAAAAUAGCUGUAUAAAUGAGCAUGUCAGCAAAUUAAAAAGCUUAUCUCUUAUAAAUGAAAAAUGCCUGGAUCUUCAGAGAAAAAAUCACAAAACAACUGCUGUGUCAAGUGAAGGCAAAACUACAAAGAAAUCUCGUAAAUCUGGAGGUUCAUCUAGUUGCCCUGCUAUGAAUCGAAACAAAAUCCAAAUGUUAUCAGAAGAUGUUUUGAGUGAAGUUCAAGACAUUGAGCAAAUUGUGCGGUCAGGGAGGAAAAGUGAGGCAUGCCCUUAUUAUGCGACCAGGGCAGCAGUUGGUGACGCCCAGGUAGUAGUUGUCCCUUAUAACACUAUACUUCACAAAGGCACAAGAGAAGCUUGUGGUAUUCAGCUGAAAAACAAUAUAGUUGUAAUUGAUGAAGCACACAAUCUUCUUGAUGCCAUAGGGAACAUCCAUAGUGCACAAGUCAAUGGAUACCAGUUGUGUCAUGCUCAUAGUCAACUAGUUCAAUACAGGGAUCGCUACCAGAAUCGCUUUAGCCCCAAAACACUUCUUCAUCUUGGUCAAGUAAUAUUUGUUGUUGCCAAACUGAUAAAAAUUAUUGGUGGAAAAGCGGGUGGCAAUCCAGAUAGUGCUAUUGAAAGAGUUCUAGAAAAUAAAAUUUUUACCCUGCCAGAUUUUGUGUUAUCUGCAGAAGUUGACAAUCUCAACCUGUUUAAGCUCUUAGAGUUUUGCCAGUCUAGCAAAAUAUCCCAAAAAUUGCACAGCUUCAGUGCUCUUUACCAUACAGUUGUGAACAUCUCUAAACCGGUUGUGAAAAAUCAAGGAAUUAGAGCUUUUCUUAAAGAAAUGGAAACCAAAAAUAAUAAAGGUUCUGAGCCUAAGCAACCAGUUGAACAAGAGAAAACAGUGACCCCUGCGAGUGCCCCUGAGGGUGGUAAUAAUCCAUUCCUGUCAGUCAUGGCUUUUAUGGAAACCCUUACAAAUGGCUGUGAGGAUGGCCGCAUACUUCUCAAAAGGGGCCUCACUGUUGGUAAAGGUGUACUUAAAUUUCUCCUCCUCAACCCAGCAGCCCACUUCCGUGACAUUGUUCUUCAAGCACGAUCUGUUAUCGUAGCAGGAGGAACUAUGCAACCUAUAUCUGAAUUCCAAGACCAGUUAUUUCUGUCUGCUGGCGGAAAGCCUGACCGCAUUUCUGUGUUUUCUUGUGGCCACAUCAUUCCACCAGAGAACAUCUUGCCCAUUGCCUUAGGAUCAGGCCCUACUGGAAAGCCCUUUGAAUUCUCAUACAGCCAGAGAGAUUCCAUACCUAUGAUCACUGAGUUGGGUCGAUUGCUUACAAAUAUUUGCAACAUAGUUCCUGCUGGUAUUGUUUGCUUUUUCCCUUCAUAUGAUUAUGAGAAACGUGUAAUUGAACAAUUUGAAAAGUCAGGAGUUAUAAAGCAAAUUGAAUGCAAGAAGAAGAUAUUUCGGGAGCCAAAGCUUUCAAGUGAAGUGGAAGAAGUUUUAUCAGCUUACUCAGCUUGUAUUCGACGAACAAAGGUUUCCUCUGGAGAGUCCAAAUUAUCUGGAGCAAUUUUGUUCAGUGUGAUAGGAGGGAAGUUGAGUGAAGGUCUUAACUUCAGUGAUGAUUUAGGCCGGUGUGUAGUUGUUGUGGGACUCCCAUUUCCCAACAUUAAAUCUGUAGAGCUACAGGAACAAAUGAAAUAUUUAGAUAACACUGUGGGAGCUGGUGGUGGGCAAAGACAUUAUGAAAAUUUGUGCAUGAAGGCUGUCAAUCAGUCAAUUGGACGAGCAGUCCGUCACAAGGAUGAUUAUGCCUCAGUUGUCCUUUUAGACCAGAGAUACUUGCAGCAGAACCGGCAGAAAUCACUACCACAAUGGAUUCUAAGAUCUCUGGAAUCUCAUGAAAACUUUGGUUCAGCAUUUGGGUCAUUAAGAAAGUUCUUCCAGGAGAGGCGGUCAUCACAGCAGUCACAACAGUAGUUGAAGAUUGAUUAUUGCAUCAAUUUGUAUGAUAAUUUUAACAGACUGUAAAAUAGUAGGGUUUUAAAAUAUUUAUUGUUAAGUAACAAAAUGUAGAGUAUUUAUCAAUAAGAUUUGUAUUGUA